Molecule: messenger RNA, 5882 nt
Organism: Salarias fasciatus (jewelled blenny)
Lineage: Eukaryota; Metazoa; Chordata; Actinopteri; Blenniiformes; Blenniidae
Gene: ntn2
Product: netrin 2
Exons: 7
Coding region: 517-2421 (634 amino acids)
Biological process (GO): tissue development; motor neuron axon guidance; dendrite development
Cellular component (GO): basement membrane
Molecular function (GO): protein binding
Source: RefSeq, a predicted model, not a curated record
UCUGGGUUUGAUUUUAAUGGGGAGUAGCCUACCUCGGGCUCGCUUUACAUAUGGAUGCACUGGACAGUUUUCAGUUGGUUUGAGCUUCGGGUGCGGACGGGUCCAGCGGUCCGACUCUCCUCCUUUACCCUCUCAGUUAUCACCAUCUCGCCGCUGUUCCAGUGCAGCAUUUCGAGGAGGCAGAAAGACGAGACACUUUUCGCGUUUGGAGCGGACAGUUCCUGCCUGAGGGGAAUUGGUGUGGAUCUCUCUCGGGAGACUUCUUUAGGAAAAAUAGAGACAACGACAGUGACGAGUUGACACGUGGAAAGGCUCAGGCCAGCCUGAAGUGAAGGGUCACUGAGCUCAGACACUUUCCCUCCACUGAUUCACAAGUGUACACAUAUAGGGAGAAGUCAAAGAGAAAGCCACACAACGACGCAUUUACACUGAAUUUAACCACACAGACUUUUUGGACGGACACUUCUUCUUUGCAUAAGUGUAGACGCACAUCAAAACACUGGCCCUUUGAGCAGGAUGAGGGAACCUUGGAGGUGCCUGCUGGGUCUGUGCCUCCUGGCCUUCUCAGCCUCCACCCACAGUGCCACCAAUCCCUUUGCGGGACAGCAGACCCCUCCGGACCCAUGCUACGACGACACGGGGGCGGCGCGCCGCUGCAUCCCCGAAUUCAUCAACGCUGCCUUCGGCAAGGAGGUGACGGUGUCCAGCGUCUGCGGCCGGCCUCCGUCCCGGUCCUGCAGCGUGGUGGAGCGAGGCGACGAGCGGCCCUCUGUGCGCACCUGCCAGAUCUGCGACGCGGCCGACCCUCGCCGCGCGCACCCUGCUUCCUACCUCACCGACCUCAACUCGGCCCACAACCUCACCUGCUGGCAGUCGGAGAAUCUCAACACCUCGCCGCACAACGUGACUCUCACCCUUUCGCUGGGGAAAAAGUUUGAAAUCACCUACGUGAGCCUGCAGUUCUGCUCCCCGCGGCCCGAGUCUCUGGCCAUAUACAAAAGCAUGGACUACGGCAAAACCUGGAUGCCCUACCAGUUCUACUCUUCGCAGUGCCGGCGAAUGUACAAUCGCCCCAACAAAGCAACCAUUACCAAGCAGAACGAGCAGGAGGCUCUCUGCACAGAUGGCCACACUGACCUCUACGUGCUCUCCGGAGGACUCAUCGCUUUUAGCACUCUGGACGGGCGGCCUUCCGGUAAAGACUUUGACAACAGCCCCGUCCUCCAGGACUGGGUCACCGUCACCGAUAUCCGCGUGGUCUUCAGCCGGCCUCAGCUGCCCCGGGAGCUCGGACUCCCCGCCGGGAGCAACAGCGGAGGGAGGGACGACGACCCGAUGGCGGUUACCUCGACGCUGCCAACUUAUUUCUAUGCAGUGGGAGACUUCCAGGUGGGCGGGAGGUGCAAAUGCAAUGGUCAUGCCUCACGCUGCCUGAAAGACAAGGAAGGGAAACUGGUGUGUGACUGCAAACACAACACAGAAGGGCCUGAAUGUGACCGCUGCAAGCCCUUUCACUACGACAGACCGUGGCAGAGGGCCAAUGCUCGGGAGGCCAAUGAGUGUCUGCCGUGCAACUGCAACCUCCACGCCCGCCGCUGCCGCUUCAACAUGGAGCUGUACAAGCUGUCGGGGCGGAAGAGCGGCGGGGUCUGCAUGAACUGCCGCCACAACACGGCGGGACGCCACUGCCACUACUGCAAGGAGGGCUUCUACCGAGACAUGGCCCGGCCGAUCACCCACCGACGGGCCUGCAAAGCCUGUGACUGCCACCCUGUGGGCGCAGCCGGCAAGACUUGCAACCAGACCACCGGACAGUGUCCCUGCAAGGACGGCGUCACCGGCAUCACCUGCAACCGCUGCGCCAAAGGCUACCAGCAGAGCCGCUCCCCGGUGGCCCCCUGCAUCAAAAUCCCUGUGGUCAACCCCACAGCGGUGGUGAGCAGCACGGAGGAACCAGCAGACUGUGAAUCGUACUGUAAGCCAGUGAAGGGCAACUUGAAGAUCAACAUGAAGAAAUACUGCAAGAAGGAUUAUGCGGUCCAAGUGAACGUGCUGGACAUGGAGACGGUGGGGGACUGGGCCAAGUUCUCCGUCAGCGUGGUGUCGGUGUACAAGAGCCGCGGCGAGCCGCUGAAGAGAGGCGACAACAUCCUGUGGGUGCACAUGAAGGACCUGGCGUGCAAGUGUCCCAAGAUCCAGAUGAGCAAACGCUUCCUGGUGAUGGGCGGCAGCGAAGGCGGGACGGGCCCGGGGGCGGGGCCGGGGGCCGGGCCCGCCGCCGCCGCCGCCAGUCCGGGCGCCGAGCGGGUCGGCCUGGUGGCCGAUAAGAACAGCCUGGUGAUCCAGUGGAGGGACGUUUGGACGAGACGUCUGAGGAAGUUCCAGCGCAAAGAGAAGAAGGGGAAGUGCGGCAAAGCAUGAUGGGAAAGCAGCGUCCAGCCCUACCUCUCCCUCCAUCGCACACCUUCAUGAACCCUGACUGUUGACUCCUCCUCUCCCUGAGCCUCUUUUCCCCGUCCAUCGUGGGAACACUGCACAUUUCAAAGACUGCAUGUACCCGACCUGUUCCAUGGACCACGUUGUUUGUGUAUAUUGUAUAAUUAUUUUACUUUUUAUUUCUGAAGUUUUUGACUUUGUGAUGCCACUUGUCUUUUAUGUGUCUAACUGGUUUGCCUUAAAAAGGGACCAUUAAAAAGGGUUUGAAGUGUAGACGGAAGCAGGCGCCACUCCCUCACUCCACGACGACAGCGGAAAUGUCCACUCCUCCCGCGGCUGCGACUCCCGUCUUCCUGCAUCUUUCUGUCGAAACUGUCUUUGUUUCAACACUCCAAUAUAAGACCGCCGCCGCUCACAUUUCACCCGUCUGUGAGGAUUUUAUUUCCCAGCGUUUGUCGCUUCGGAGACUGACUCAAGCAACAAUCCGAGCUGCACACCUUCAGCCCGGCUGCCUCACGUUUUCACUCCGGAAACACGCCGGACCACCUGAUAACCGUCUCAAAACCUCGUGUUCCGUGAGGAACCAAGGGCUCCCUUCUGCAGGGGACGUUUUCCACAGCAGACCUCAGCUACGCGCCCACCGACGCUGCUGCUGCCGCCAUCAGACAGCUCGCACGCGGCAAACCGCCCAUAUCCACACCUGUGUGACGCCACUGCUCAUAUGUGGUUCCUCCUUAUCUCAUCCAUCCCAGCCGUAUAAUUCUUUGCGAUAUAGCCUUUUGUUUCACGUUAAGCAGAACAAACUCCAUCGGCAUGCGUGAGUCAGAUUCCAGGCCUCCGGCGCUGUGCCUCCUCACCACUCGCUCCUCUCUCAAGCCGUUUAUAAAGUCGUGCAUCACCGCCGUGACUCAUCGCCUGUCACUUUUUCCGGAAGACACAUUCACCAGUGUGGACAAACGGCUGGAAUUCCAGAACAAUCCCAGUGCUUCCAGGGGAGAAUCUUUUGCUUUAUGGAUAAUCUCUGGUCUCACAGAUGUCGCUGUGUGGCCAGUGUCAUUUCUUUGUUUUCAAAUGUCUCAACAUUUGUCUGAAGACUGGCAAGCUUUUGUUUGCCGAAAUAAGAGAUUGAAACAAGAGUUUCCUUUUCAUGCAGUAAAAAGAAAAAAGAAAAAAAAAAACAAGUCGGAUAAACAACAUAACUGUUUUUUUUUUUUGUUUUGUUUUGUUUUGUAGUAUAUUUUGACAAAAUGAAUGAGGCUGGAAAGAUUUUAGUGCUCACUGAUUGUAUUAUGACAUGAAAGGAUCAUAUUUCAUUCCUCAUGUGCUUUGUUAUGUUUGCAUGUUUGUGGUUUUUUGCUGGUCCAUCAAAACCUUACAGUGAGCAGGCAGAGAACUAAACCAAUAUGAGCAUCGAGACCCAAAGGAAAACUUCCCAAGUCAUCUCCCGCCCUGAAACACAGCCCUGUCAUCCUCUGCCAAAUAAGCAUAGUCGGCUUUUGAAUUCAAUUAAGAGACUAUGAGAGUCAGGACCAACAGAAACCACAGAGAGACCCGUCUGGUCGCUCUCAGGCUUUUUAUCUGCCGUUUGCUGUUAUUUCAUUUUGUAAAGGACGUUACAAUUUAUUUAAAUAGAGUAUAAGAUAAACAUUGUUCGGAGGGGCGCAGUCGAGCCGGUGGCGGCGAGUGUGCCUACAGGCGUCUCAUGCUCGCUCGUGGUCACGCUCCUUCGGUUGCGGCGGUGUGUUUGGUUUUGUCGUUCCUCCAAAAGUGUCUCUCCUCUUCUCUCUCGUCUCCGCCACCCUCCCCGAUCCCUCUUUUUUUUUUUUUUUUUUUUUUUUUUGCAUGUCGUGUAUGUAGUGUCUUAGAUAACAGACCGGAGCUGCCAGUCUGCUCUGUGGCGUUUAGUUCUGCACUGUAGUUCUUUUAUUUCCUCUGAGAAUGUAAAUCAAACUGCGAAGAACACAGUCACAAAGGUGUGCAGACGCCCUGAUUGUGCUGAAGAAAUAAUGUUCUCCGAUUUAAGAAUGUGGAAGGCGCGAUAGCUGGACGCUAUCCGAAAACUCUGAAACGCAAUUAUCUGUUAAAAUAGUUGCGGGUCUUCAUUAUCUGUUUCAUACUGACAAUUUUUUUUUUUUUUUUAUAAUCAAAUCCAAAAAAAUGAAGAAAAAAAAUCGACUCGGAACCAAAAUGAGUUUCACACACUGUGAUCUUUGGUGAGUGACAAAGGAAAGCAAAGAGGAAAAAGAUGAAGCGCUGAAGUUUAUGGUAGCUCUGUGUCCGGGGCGCAGUUUCCACUGAUGGAAUUUCACAAAAAUGCAGAACCAAACAGUCAAUUCUUUUCGUGUUGGCUGUGCGCGGCGGCCUGUCGUAGACAGGUGGUGUUACAGUAGCGCCCGUCUCCUCGCCCUGGUAUGCGAGCGUGGCGUGACGCGUUACGAUCGACGGUCCAACUCUGUGCCUGUGAGGCUGGCGUGGCGCUCCACUGCCGCUCCCUCUCCUUCAGUUCCUCUUCCCUGAAGCGCCCACCCUGACUGUUGGAAUAAAGAUAAGAGGUUAAGAUCAGCCAGGUUUUGUUCGGGGGGGUGGAAGUUGUGCGCUUGUGAAAGCAAUUUAGUGAGCCUCAUAGGGAGAGCGGCCCUGUUGUUUUAUGUUAACAAGCCCGGCAGCUUGGCAGUGGAACUGAGGCCGUUUAACUGCUUUACUUCAUCCCCCCCUCCUCUCUCCUCGCAGCAUUUAUAGCAUUCACAGGUGUGUGAGUUUGUGUGUUUAAUUAACCCUCCCAAGCAAACAAGUGACACACACACACAAACUAAGAGUGCAGGGAGGUGACUGACCUCCUCCUCCAAGGGUUCUCAGUUUUACAGCUGCCAUGAAGAGUUACACAGAUUUUUUUUUUUUUUUCUUUUUCACGUAUUUGGUUUGUUUAAUGAGUCGAUGCGUUUUCAAUGUUGUAAAUAUGUACUGAACAGCCUCUGGCGUCUAUGUUGUUUCUUUGUAAAGCAUCACUUGGCCUGGGAUGACUCACAUGUAUGGAUGUACAAACCAGAUGAUUAUGGAUGUUAUAUGGAUGUAGAAACCAGGAACAUAUGCUUUCGUGAUCACAACCAGAAGAUGUGGUUCAGAUGUUACACAGAAUGUAUUCCUUUAUGUUUUUACGUCCCUUUUCAGACAACAUGCCGCCCAAUUCCGAACGAAUCAAUUAAAAAUGUGACUGAUCUGGUCCUCGGUUCGUUCCAGAGGGAACCAGACGCAACAUCCCACCAUGCUCUGCAACAAUAACGUCCUGGAAAGUAUAUUUCACUCACUCAAAGCUGUCCACCUCCCUUGGUCCAGCCCUGCUUUUCGCUUCUAUUAUAUCAAAGUCUUCCUUGUACAUUUUUCCUCUGAGGCAAUGAACCACUGACUUUUUAAUCUAAAUGGUAAAAAAAAAAUAAAUUAUUAGUUAA